AUGGUUCAGCGACAUAUUCAUUCAUUCGCCUGGGCUCCUCGUGACGCUCUGCCUGCCACUGUCCAGAUGUCCAGUGCCCAGGUUGCCGCCACUGACGACUUGCAUUUCAAGCCUGACUACCUUCCUGGCCACCAACUACGAGCUGUCUUCAUGGAAUGA
Perkinsus marinus ATCC 50983 is the source of this 159-nucleotide messenger RNA. RefSeq lists its product as hypothetical. The transcript has a single exon. Bases 1 to 159 code for a protein of 52 amino acids. Lineage: Eukaryota; Perkinsozoa; Perkinsida; Perkinsidae. The record is from RefSeq and is a predicted model, not a curated record.